GAAUGACGCCAUAUUUUGUGUUGUGGUGGGUGACAAGAACUUAAGAGUUGGUUCGGCUGUCGUCAGGAGCGGAAGCAAGUGCGCUUUUCGGUGUGCUGUGAGAUCCCAGGGCUAGAGGCCGUAAGCAGGAUUUGCAGUCCGGGCGACCGUGCCCGGAUCCUCUACAACGAAACCUGCUUCUAACUCACAAUGCAGGCUAUCAAAUGUGUCGUUAUAGGAGACGGAGCUGUCGGUAAGACAUGCCUCCUCAUCUCGUAUACGACAAAUGCCUUCCCUGGGGAGUAUAUUCCCACGGUUUUCGACAAUUAUUCGGCCAAUGUGAUGGUGGACGGGAAGCCUAUCAACUUAGGUCUAUGGGAUACUGCCGGUCAGGAAGACUACGACAGGCUUCGUCCGCUGUCCUAUCCACAAACCGAUGUGUUUUUACUCUGCUUCUCGCUCGUGAACCCCGCAUCGUUCGAGAACGUCCGCGCGAAGUGGUACCCGGAACUCAGUCACCACUGUCCUAAUACACCCAUCGUCUUGGUCGGCUUGAAGUUGGACCUCCGGGAUGACAAAGAAACCCUUGAUAAGCUCCGCGACAGGAAGCUGGCUCCUAUCACAUAUCCUCAGGGGCUCGGUAUGGCGAAAGAGAUCAGCGCUGUCAAAUAUCUCGAGUGUUCUUCGUUGACUCAGAAAGGUUUGAAGAACGUUUUCGACGAGGCCAUCCGCGCCGUCUUGUGUCCCCCGUACAAGCCGAAACCGAAAAGGAGAUGCGUUCUCCUUUAGAUCUGAACUCCACUUUUUGAAACCACAAAGAAUCAAUCAUAAAUCAAUCCGUUUUUGAAGAACCUCCGACGAUUUCGAAAAUGAUGGUAAUGAUCAUUUUAUUGAUGAUGAUGACGACGACGACGACGACAUCAACAGCAACACCAACUUUUUUUCGCAACGAUUACGCCGAGGUAAUAUAUAUUUAAAACGCAGCGACAAGUGGUUGUCUGGUGACGACGGAGAGCGACCUGGUGCGCGGAAAACAAGUGGGUAGUGUAACGGGGGUGGGAAGAUUGUCGUGGACUGAGGAAAUUUUAAACGAGGUUGGGGCAAUGAGGGACGAAUGUUGACGAUAGGAUUAUAACCACUAAACGUAGGAACGGAAAGAAAACAUAGGACCAACCUAUGGGCGGUUCAAAUUGGGCAGUUAUUUUCGCGCUGCUCGAUUGAGGCCAUCGGCUCGAAGCUUCGUCUGAAGGUUUCGGAGUAUCAGGGAAAGUUUCGGAGUGUUAGCUUAUCUGUUCACAUGUAACAUAAUAACUGAUGAAAUGGUAUGGACAACAAUAAACAUAUUAUUAUUAAACUCGUUUUUAUAA
Molecule: messenger RNA, 1346 nt
Organism: Galendromus occidentalis (western predatory mite)
Lineage: Eukaryota; Metazoa; Arthropoda; Arachnida; Mesostigmata; Phytoseiidae
Product: ras-related protein Rac1
Exons: 4
Coding region: 190-768 (192 amino acids)
Biological process (GO): small GTPase-mediated signal transduction
Molecular function (GO): GTP binding; GTPase activity
Source: RefSeq, a predicted model, not a curated record